AUGGAUGGUCAAUCCGAAAGGACCAUUCAGACUUUGCAGGAUAUGCUACGAGCUUCUGUCAUUGACUUUACUGGGAGUUGGGAUAGACACUUACCGUUGGUGGAGUUUGCUUAUAACAAUAGCUUUCAGUAUAGUAUAGGGAUGGCACCAUACAAGCUCUGUAUGGGAGAAAGUGUUGAACUCCACUUUGCUGGGAUGAAGUUUGCAAAGCGAGAAAAGCUCAAUUCGAGAUACAGUGGACCUUUUCAUAUUAUUGAAAGAAUUGGGCCAGUGGCGUAUAGACUAGAGUUACCUCUGGAGUUGGAUCGGAUUCAUAAUGUUUUUCACGUCUCAAUGCUAAAGAAGUAUGUACCCGAUCCCUCCCAUAUCCUCGAGAUACCUCCAAUUGAGUUGCAAGAAGAUUUGAAGUUCGAGGUGCAACCUGUACGUAUUUUAGACCGAAAAGAUCGAGUGUUGAGGAAAAAGAGUAUUCCAAUGGUUAAGAUGUUGUGGAGAAAUGCUUUCAUGGAGGAAAUGACGUGGGAAGCCGAACAUCAAAUGAGGAACCAAUACCCACAUCUUUUCUCCGAGUUCGGUAAGUGA
Messenger RNA from Theobroma cacao (cacao), 582 nucleotides. NCBI's taxonomy places the organism in Eukaryota, Viridiplantae, Streptophyta, Magnoliopsida, Malvales, Malvaceae. The record is from RefSeq and is a predicted model, not a curated record.